Mesocestoides corti is the source of this 3003-nucleotide messenger RNA. NCBI's taxonomy places the organism in Eukaryota, Metazoa, Platyhelminthes, Cestoda, Cyclophyllidea, Mesocestoididae. The record is from the annotation of a GenBank genome assembly.
AUGCAGUUUUGUCAAAAUAUUACCGGUGAGGGAUCACAGACAGUUUUACAUCAGCCACAGGAAUCCGUGAUGGCGCAAAAUAAUCCCAACGUGUUUAAUUCAUACAUUCCACAAUAUAAUCUUACUGGAAUGCCAGGACAAGAACAGCUGCAGUCUUCGUUGUCACCACCUCGAAAUCCACCAGUGGUUCUACAGCAGCAACAGCAAUCUUCAAUGGCGCAACCUCCACAGCCACAAGUCAAGUGCCAGCCAAUAUCACGAACGCAGCCCAAGACAAACCAACAGUUCGUUGCUCUGGUUGUUCCACACAACUCUCUCCAAGCGACGCAAAAUGCUCAAUUGUCACCAUCGUCCCAAGAUUCCACGGUGUCGAAAAAUUCAUCACCAGCACCCCCACCCAGGUCUUCUACUACGUCCCAUAUACAAAUUUCGUCAGCGAAGCAGCCACCGACUCGCAAAUCAGUCACUAUAAAUCUGAGACCCGAAUUCGCCAAGGCAACGAUGACCCAGGUAUCUAGUUCAGCAGAAGCAAGGAUCCUGCCAGUAGUUAGCAAGUUGGCUGGAGGACUGGGCGGUGUUCACCAAGCCGAUGGUUCCCCGAACAAGCAAAUGACCAACUGCGGUUCAGAUCCCCAGGGAUCACAUAUCCACCUGGACCCUCAUCCACACAGUCUACGCACAUCGCUUGAUUCUGGCGUACAAACAGUUUAUCAACCGCAGCCUAAUUUGAACUACGCAACCCCGGUAGAGAAUGCGUACCCAUAUUUCGGCGAGAUUCAGACUGCAGUACAUCCUGCUCCAUCUAUGAAUCCUCCCAUCUCUAAUUGCUUUAAUAACCAGCAAAUCGGAAACGUGCUACCAGUUUCAAACCAGUUCCCAAAUCAAUCGAUACCGCCGCCCCCUUACAUCUCGCCUCCAGUGGACUCACAGCCCUAUAUGUUGCCGAAGGCGCUGAAGGAACUCUCCGACCAGAAUGCGGUGGAAGAAGGCGAGGGAGCUGAGGAGGCUGUCGAAGCCAUACUGAAAAGCCACGUUGCAGCUGGUGAGCCAGGAGGGGGAGAUUCGCUUGCUUCGAAACCAGUUAGCACUGCCAAUCACAUGAAGGUGCUUAAAACGAAACAGACGGUGAUGGAGUGCGUCAUGCGAAAGCUUCUUCAUUCCAUGAAGCAGAUUCGAGACUUGGAUCCCGCGAAGAAGUGCAAAGCUGAAGCCGAAGCAGAGCACAGGCUGAAGAUGGUGCGUGUGAUGCAGCUGCUGAUGCUCCAGAGGAAGAACCUUCAACAACAAAUCGAGACACUUACGCAGAGUCACUGCUUCCUACAGCAGAAGCACCAGGCUUUGAAGGACUAUUCUGAGGGGUGCGUUGCAGAAAAUUUAGAAUUGAACAAGAAGUAUCGAAGUGUGCUAGCUGAACGCGAUAACAAGGAGGCUCAGAUCAAGGCAUUGAUGCAGCUGAGCUGCAAACUUCAGAAGAAAUUGGAAGGCCACGCACACACCGAGUUGGCUUUAGAGAAUACUGCGCUUGAAAUGAAGCGUCUCGCGUGCGACAACGAGAAUCUUAAGGCUGCCAACCAGCAGCUUGAAGCGUGUUUUGCUGAGAACGUCAAAGAACGCGAGUGCGUCACCCUCUUAAACACUCAACUUAAACUGGAUCUAGAUCGUGCUCGCACAGAGUUGGCCAACCAGAGGGUUCGCACCGACAAGAUUUCGGCAGAGAACUCCAACCUAAGGAACCAGUUGGCAAUAGCCGAGGCUGGAAGCAAGACGGCGGCGAAAAAGAAUGCAGAAUACAGUCAAUUGAGGGAGGCCUAUGAGAAUCUGCAGUUCGAUCAUCAGAGACUGCAGCUGCUCUAUGUCUCGGAGACGGAGACUCGACGGGAUUUGCACAACCAACUGCAGGAGGUGAAUGGCAACAUACGCGUAAUAAGCCGCUUCAGGCCACCUCAAGAGCAUGACGACGAGGGCGAUUCUCCGUUUGAGUUUUGCGCCAUGGACAAAAUAUUUGUGUGCGGAAAGUCCAACCCUGCUACCCUCGCCUAUCGACGCCAGCUGGGGUUCAAUCAACCACAAGCCUACACAGCAAAGGAUGAAUUCUUUGCAUUCAAUCGCGUUUUCCAGGACAGCGCCAGUCAAAUGGACAUAUUUGAGGAAAUUCGGCCGAUGAUUGGGUCAUUUGUGGACGGAUACAACGUCUGCAUUCUUGCCUACGGACCGACAGGCAGUGGAAAAACGUACACAAUGCAGGGGACGAAGACUUGUCCUGGAAUAUGCCGACGAGCGGUGACAGAAUUGUUCGCGUUAUGCGAUCCGCUGCAGGGCAUUUGGAACACUGACAUCAACGUCGCUAUGUUUGAAAUCCAUAACGAGGUGAUCUAUGACCUGUUGGCAUCCCAGAUUACACCAGUAAAGCUCUGCGAUAACGGUUCGGAUGUUCGUCUCCUGAAUGCCGAAGAAAAACGUGCAACAUCGGAGGAGGAGACUUUGCAGUGGAUUGAGAAGGGCUACAUUCGGCGGAAAGUGAGUUCCACUAGGCUCAACAGUGAGUCGUCGAGGUCUCAUCUCAUUAUUCGCAUUCACCUCAGUUUAGUUAGCACCAUCGAUAGUCAACGAAGAACCUCGUCUUUGGUCCUUUGCGACUUGGCUGGUUCUGAAUCUGCCGAGCGUAUCGACGCAACUGGAUCCCUUCACACGGAAACCGGUUUCAUUAAUCGAUCCUUAGUAACCCUAGCUCGGGUGUUUGAGAUACUCAGACGUAAAUCAGGACAGUGUGCUUCAACGGGCCUAGCGAUACCAUAUCGGGAUUCGAAAUUAACCCAUCUGCUCAAACCAUGCCUUGGAGGUCAGGCUAAAUGCGUUCUCAUAGUGACCGCGUCACCGGAAAUGAAGCACCUCGAUCGUACGCUGAAGGCUCUCGAAUUUGCCCAGCGCGCAAUGCAAGUGUCCCUCGGAAGACCAAUAAGGAACAGUCGCAUUCUGGUGACAGCUCAGCCCUUGCGAUCCUAG